This is a messenger RNA of Hirsutella rhossiliensis, 2760 nucleotides long. RefSeq names its product eukaryotic DNA topoisomerase i, catalytic core domain-containing protein. The record is from RefSeq and is a predicted model, not a curated record. Gene Ontology annotation, cellular component: nucleolus; chromosome. Bases 1 to 2760 code for a protein of 919 amino acids. The transcript has 6 exons. Gene Ontology annotation, biological process: chromosome segregation; DNA topological change; DNA replication. Lineage: Eukaryota; Fungi; Ascomycota; Sordariomycetes; Hypocreales; Ophiocordycipitaceae. Gene Ontology annotation, molecular function: DNA topoisomerase type I (single strand cut, ATP-independent) activity; DNA binding.
AUGGCUUCCGACAGCUCCGACGACGACAUGCCUCUCGCGAGACCCAACGGCCGUCUCUCGUCGGCGAACAUUUCUCGCGCCGACGACAGAGCCAUGGACCGCGCCGCCCCCAAGGGAACCACCGGUCUAGCAGGUCUGUCGGUGCGCAACGGUCCCAUAGACGACGCCAUGGAUGUCGACAACCCGCCCACAAACGGCGCCAACAAGCGCAAGUCCCGCUCCUCCAUCUCAAACGUCAACUACAAGGACGAGUCGGAAAGCGACGGCCAACCUCUGGCCAAGCGCUCCAAGUCCGCGAGCAAGCCCGUCCUCGACGACUCGGACGACGAGCCCAUCAAGAAGUCUCGCGCCAAGAAGCUGCCUCCCUCGUACGAGGAGACGGCGCUCCCCGUCUCCUCCUCGGAUGACGAUCAGCCACUAGGCAUCAAACUCGCCAACAAGAAGGCGGCAAUAGAAAAAAAGGCCGAGGCCGAGGCCAAGGCAAUCCGCGCAAAGGAGGCAAAGGCAAAGAAGGCAAAGAAGGCAACGCCCAAAAAGGCCGUCAAGGAUGAGUCCGACGAUGAGCCCUUGGCCAGGUCCUCGACGCAGAAGCGCCAGUCCAACGGCGGUCCCGGCAAGAGGAAAUCAAAUGGCGUCAAGAAGGAGGAAUCUGACUCUGACGCUCCCAUCUCAAAGAGGAGCAAUGUCAAGACGGAAACUCCCGUAAAAAGGGGCAAGGGAGCAACCCCUGCCAAUGAUGCGAAAAAGGCAAAGGCCAAAUCCAAAGAAGCGAGCGAGGAGGAAGAAGAGUACGAGUGGUGGAACGCACCCAAGCGCGAGGACGACAGCAUCAAGUGGCAAACUCUCGAGCACAACGGAGUCUUGUUCGCGCCAGAGUACGAGCCUCUUCCCAAGCACGUCCAUCUCCUCUACGACGGGAAGCCCGUCAACCUGGGCAGGGACGCUGAGGAAGUCGCCACCUUCUGGGUCGCCAUGAUGACACCGGCCUCUUCCCAUCACCUGGACAGUCCCGUGUUCCGCAAGAACUUCUUCGCCGACUUUUCGGAAUACUUGAAGAAGUCUGGCGUGACUGACCUCAAAGGGAACAAGGUCGAGAUCAAGAGCCUCGACAAGUGCGACUUUUCGAAAAUAUAUGAUUACUGGUCAGCCAAGACGGAAGCUAACAAGAACAAGAACCUAUCCAAGGAAGAGAGAGAAGCUGCAAAGGCCAAGAAAGAGGCGUUCGAGGCUCCAUACGUUCACUGCCUGUGGGAUGGCAGGAAACAAAAGGUCGGCAACUUCAGGGUCGAACCGCCCAGCCUCUUUCGCGGCCGCGGCGAGCAUCCCAAGACGGGCCGAGUCAAGACGCGAGUCAUGCCGGAGCAGAUCACCAUCAACAUUGGCAAGGGUGCAAAGGUGCCGGAACCCCCCGCGGGUCACAAGUGGAAGGCUGUGCAGCACGAUCAAAAGGCCACCUGGCUUGCCAUGUGGCAGGAGAACAUCAACGGGGCCUACAAAUACGUGAUGCUGGGGGCUGCCAGCGAUGUCAAGGGCCAGAGUGAUUUCAAGAAGUUCGAAAAGGCCCGAGAACUGAAGAAGCACAUCGACAAGAUCCGCAGGGACUACACCCGGGACCUCAAGAGCGAGGUGAUGGCUGACCGCCAACGAGCCACUGCCAUGUACCUGAUUGACAAGCUCGCUCUCCGAGCCGGCAACGAAAAGGACACGGAGAACGAGGCCGACACUGUGGGCUGCUGCUCGUUGAAGUACGAGCACAUCACGCUCGAGGCGCCGGACAAGGUGACGUUUGACUUUUUGGGCAAGGACAGCAUCAGGUACAACGAGACGGCUCAUGUCGAGGCCCAAGUCUUCAAGAACUUGAAGCUCUUCAAGAAGCCCCCCAAGUCGGACGGCGACGACCUCUUUGAUCGCCUCAACACUUCGCAACUGAACAAGCAUCUGAACAGCUGCAUGACGGGCCUGACUGCCAAGGUCUUCCGUACCUACAACGCGUCGUUCACCAUGUCCGAGCUCCUGAAGGAGCUGCACAACGACCCGCGCUCCAAGGGCACUGUGGCCGAGAAGGUGAAGCUCUACAACGACUGCAACCGCAAAGUUGCCAUUCUCUGCAACCACAAGAGGACCGUCGGGGCCGGGCACGAUCAGCAGAUGCAAAAGCUCGGAGACAGGAUCAAGGGCCUGCGGUACCAAAAGUGGCGGACAAAGAAGAUGAUUAUAGACAUUGAGCCCACGCAGAGGAAGAAGAAGGGUGCUGCGUGGUUCGAGCUGGACGACGAUCUGGACGAGGCAUGGAUCCAGGAGCAUCAGCAGUUCUUGAUCGAGGAGCAACGCACCAAGAUCACGAAGAAGUUUGAGAAGGAGAAUGAGAAGCUCAAGGGCAACAAGGAGAAGGUUCUGCCGGACAAGGAGCUCAAGGAGCGACUUCAGGUGGUCAAGGAGCUUGAGCAGAGGUUCAAGAAGGAGAACAAGACGGGCAAGGUCGAGGCCGAGGGCAGGGGUCCCACGGUGGACAAAUUCGUCAAGGCCAUUGAGAAGCUCGACGAGCGGAUCAAGGUGCUGGAGACGCAGGCCGAGGACCGCGACGGCAACAAGGAAGUUGCCCUGGGCACGUCCAAGAUUAACUACAUUGACCCUCGGCUCACGGUCGUCUUCUCCAAAAAGUUUGACGUGCCGAUUGAGAAGUUCUUCUCCAAGACGCUUCGGGACAAGUUCCGGUGGGCCAUCAAGUCGGUGGAAGAUGCAGACGACUGGGAGUUUUGA